GGCUGCCCGUCCCUGGUGGAGCGGGAGGAGGGGAAGCGGACCUGCGCCCCCCUCUCUCCUUCUCGCUCGACGGGAGUAGGAGGAGAGGGAGGGAAAGAACGCGAGAGAGAGAGAGAGACGGAGAAUGACGUCACAUGGGCUAGCGGUCGACCUCGUGGCGCGCCAACCAGCCCGAAGAAGUGCGUAGCGUAUCUCUUGGGCGAGGGCCACGCGGGGACCAGCACAGGCCAGCAGAAGGCUCCCGGGAAGCGAGCAGGUUGGUCGUCGUUCUUCGUCGCACGCACAGAACCUUUAAUCGCGACUCCCGAAGACAUUCUCUCUCGCGCGCAACGAGGGAACAUGUGCGUUGUUGUUGUUUGAAAAACCCCGAACGCGCGCGUGUGUGUGUGUGGUGUUUUGCCAGCAAGCCGGUUGAAGACUCCUUACGAUUUCCGCGGUCGAACCGAAAAGGAAGUGGUUGUUAAUAUAUAUAUAUAUAUAUAUAUAUAUAUAUAUAUAUAUAUAUAUAUAUUAAUUUCUCGACGGGGAUUGAGGCGGGACGGACGUCGUGGAUGGUUUGGGGGGAGGGGAGUGUGUUUGAUGGUGUUGUGGCGUCGCGAGGUGCCGCGCAAAUGUUCUCAGUCGCCGACGUGAAGCAGGAGGCGGUGCUGGGGGGAAUCCCGGGCAUGAUGGACGCGCCGCCUCCGCCGCCGCCGCCGCCGCCGAUGGGGCAGAUGGCGCAGGAGCCGGCGGAUCCCGGGUUCGAACCGCAGACCCGCGCUCGCUCCAACACGUGGCCGCUGCCGCGCCCCGACAACUACGCGGACCCAAAAGACGAGGUUGUUCGCCUGGAGACGUGCCCCGAGACGGAGAUGGGGCUGCUGCUCCAGCUGCCCUCGUCGGCCGGCUCCAAGAAGAACUCGAGCCGCAGGAACGCGUGGGGGAACCUGUCGUACGCCGACCUGAUCACCCAGGCCAUCACCUCGGCGCCCGACAAGCGCCUCACGCUGGCGCAGAUCUACGAGUGGAUGGUGCUCAACGUGCCCUACUUCAAGGACAAGGGCGACAGCAACAGCUCCGCCGGCUGGAAGAACUCCAUCAGGCACAACCUGUCGCUGCACAACCGCUUCAUGCGCGUGCAGAACGAGGGCACGGGCAAGUCGUCCUGGUGGAUGAUCAACCCGGACGCCAAGCCGGGCAAGAGCGCGCGCCGCCGCGCCACCUCCAUGGAGACCUCCAAGUUCGAGAAGCGCCGCGGCCGGGUCAAGAAGAAGGUGGAGGCCUUGCGCAGCGGGCUUGCGCCGCCUCCUCCGGCGGCGGCGGACUCCACCCCCAGCCCUUCGUCGUCGCUGUCCGAGGGCCUGGACCUGUUCCCCGAGUCUCCCUUGCACGCCGCAACCGUGGGGGGAGGAGGAGGAUUCCAGCUGAGCCCGGGAGACUUCAGGCCGCGCGCGUCGUCCAACGCCUCGUCGUGCAGUCGGCUGUCGCCCAUCCCGGCCGUGCUGGGGGCCGAGCCCGACUGGAGCGCGCCGUCGCCGUACCCGCCUCCCCCCGGGUACGAGCAGCUCGCGGGAAGCCUGGCCGGCGCCAUGAAGCUGGAGCCGGCAGACCCCUACAUGCAGGCGUACGCUCCUGGGCAGGCCUCGCCCUACGCCUCGCACCACCAGCACCAGCAGCACCAGACCUACACGCAGCAGCAGUACGAGUACCUGCAGGCGCCGGCCGCCGCCGCCCAGCAGCAGUUCCGCGAGCGCAGCCCCGCAGAGGCGGCGGGCCCCGCCCCCUCCACCAUGAUGGGCCAGCUCAUGGGCGCGCUCAACCACGGCACCAUCGCCGACGACCUCAACCUCAACAUCGAGACGCUGCAGGGCUUCGACUGCAACGUGGACGAGGUGAUCAAGCACGAGCUCAGCAUGGACGGCAGCCUCGACUUCAACUUCGGCCACCACCACAACCACAACCACCACGGCCACCACCACCUGCACAACCACCACAACCACCACCACCACCCGGGGGCGGGGGCGGACCGCCACCAGCCGCCGCCGCAGCAGCCGGCGCCGCCGUACACCACAGGCCCGUCGUGGGUGCACUAGGGGCGCGCGCCGGCCGGGCCCCGCCGUCAAGGCGGCGGAGGCGUGAGCUGGACGCCUGCUCGCCCGGCCUGGUGCAGCCACAUUCCCGAGACUUGACGUCACCGCGCACGCCCCUCGCCUCCCCCGCGGUGCUGCGGCAAGGGCGCCUCCUCUCCUGAUUGGCGGACGCAUCGUCCCUCCUCUCUUUCUCCCCCCCCCCCCCCUCUCCCCAGCGCCAAACCUCAACCAGGCUGUACAGUCGCGGGCAGCGAACUAUGGACCUCUUCCCCCUGCCCCCUCUCGCUCCCCUCCAUGGAGCCGCGGGGACUAUUUUUGUAGCUUAGUCGUCGAGGGAUCUCGUUUGUUAAUUUUUUUUUUGCAUGUCCAAGCUAUAUACAUAUAUAUUUUUUUCAAACGCCUGUCCUUGAAACGAAAAUUGAAAAAAGAAUUGUUUCUUGUUAAUGUGUGUGUAUGUGUCGUAAAUGUACCUUUGGUUUUUUUUUCUCUUAAAUAUCGUAACAUACUUAACAUGAUUUUUUUUUCCGACGAGUUUUUCUUGUGGAAAUGAUAACAGUACAAAAGAUUAUUAACGAAACUAUGUUUGUAUCGCAGGAUAUGAUGUACUUACCUGAAGGACAAAAAAAAAUUUUUUUAGAGGGAUUUUUAAAAUGUUUUUAUUGCCUCGUGUUUUGUUGAUACCUUCUAUGUUCAAUGUCUGAUUUAAACAUUUUGAAGUACCAGCUUGGGUACAGAACAAAAUUUUUUAAAUUAUUUAUUUCUGUUUGAGAAUAUUAAAACAAAUUUUAAUGUCCACACUUUUACCAACACUGCCCGGCAUACAUUCUAUGUUAGGCAUUGUUGGAGAUGAUGUUUUGGGAAUUAGGACAGUUUUUAGGCUUGAAUAUGCUCCGUUCAUUAAGACGUUUCUUACAUUACCGGCUCUGAUUGGCUGGCCAAUAAUAAUAAUGCAGCUGUUGCACUGAAGUAGAGAUUGCCAUGAUUUAUAAAAAAAAAUAAUUAUGUCGUAUCAUAAUUUUGCUUAUAGCCAUUCAAAGCGAAGAACAAUGGUUUGUUGGCUCUCCUGACAGAACCAUUUUUAAUUUUUUAUUUUUGUGAUGAGUCAUUAUUGCCUUCUUUGGUCUUUACAGGACACUCAGGUAUUUCUUGCAACCAAAAAUUCAAACAUUGGUAGGUUAAUUUUUACCUCUGCAGUUUGUAUAAAAGUUUGCAACAAGUCCUUAGUCCCAGAAUGGCUUCUCUGAAAAAUUUAACUGCACCCGCAGGAAAAAGCCUAGGAUUAAGUGAAAACAAAGGUUUGAAAUAUAGCGUACCAGUCAACGAAUAUGCAAGUUUCGUAAAAGAUAUUGAAUUUUAAAUGAUGAUCUUUAUUUGUUACUUGUUGCAGAAAAAAAAUAAUAGGAAAAACAGUUAUAGCAGGGUACAUGUAUAUUUUUUGACACUUUAUUUAUACUAUUUCUAUUUCCAAGUAUUGUUAUUCAGUCAUGGCAUGUUUGAAAGCAUUGCUUAGGUGUGAAAAUGCAGCAUUGAUUUUAAUUCAUUUAACGUAGACUAUGAUUAUUUUAGAAUUUAGUUUUCAUCUCUAAGUUUUAACUAAGUACGUUGUAUCAAUGUGUUUUACUUUAACAUUGAAAAUAGUCUUUGCUUGCCACAUAGUUUUGUACAAAAUAAAAAUUCACAAAGUAGAAGCAAAUUAGUUAUUUUAUGUUUUCUUUAGUAAUUUUUGUGUUCCUGAUGGAUAAAGGUUACCUUUUAAGGAAAAAAAUGUUACAGUGAUAUUUUACUAUGGAACACGAACAUUUUGUUGUUCCAUCAUCGGUGUGUACAUACAAGUAAUGCUUCAGAAUUUCUGCUGAUACUUAACAGAUCAAAUUCUAGUCGUGUUUUAAGAGUAGUACAGUAAUGAAAGCCUCUAAAACUAAGGGGUUUCCUGUGAGUAUUUCACUUAACAAUGAAAACAUUACAAUAACUACCUGUAAUUUAUGUAUAUGGUUAUAUUUUGUGAUAAGAUACCUCUAACACUAAAAUUAGGAGGAUAUUUCAUGAAUUUUAGCUGCUAGGUUGUGAUUAAGUAUGAUACAUUUAUAAAUAAUAAUUCAUCAAAACAUACAGUUAUAUAUUUUUUUGUUACAAAUUUUAGUUUAAAUAAUAAUGUCAAUUGUAUGAAUACUUGCAGCUAAUAUUAUGAAUGUUUAUAUUUUUUUUUGGGGAUAUGUAUAUUCUUUAAAAUAAAAAUUUGACAUAUAUUUUUGAAAGAUUUCGCUGAGUAAUUAAGUAUGCAUUAUUUACUUAAAUUAAGGUUCUUUGAAAACUGUAUCUAUAAUGCAGCACAGAAGAGUUCCUAAUAUGUUAUGGUCAUCUUGACAAAUAAAUGUUGCCUUAUUGUUUUUAUGGUACAGACAUCUACAGUCAUUUCAGUAGCUAUAUUUUUAUUACAUUAAAAAGUAAACAUUGGUUAUAUUGUUUAUUAAAUACUGAUCAGCAAAGCUCAAAUUAUUAAUUGUUUUAUUGUGUUUUAAAAUGUUCACUUUAUGAAGAAAUAAAAACUAUUUUUAACAUUAAUAAUUAACUAUAAUAAUUAACUUCAUUCAGGUCUAUAGUUUAUAAAUUUUACAUCCACUCUGGGAUUGAGGUUUUAUAGUAAUGACUAAUGAUGUAACUGUGUUACAUAGAGAUCAGGAAAGUAGUUUUAAUUUCAGAUCUGGCAUAACAAAUGAGAGAAAAUGAAGUAUACCUUGCCUUGAAUAAGUUGUAGUCUCAUCGAUUAUCAUCGCUGUUCAGAAUUGUUGAUGGUAACUAAGAAAACUAGUAAAGUUUAAUAAAAAUCUAUAAAGUUUGUUGAAAAUAAUUGUUUGGCUUCUUGAUCAACUCAAGAUCAUUUACUACAUGUUUAUAAAACACGUGGUUUUUAUUGCUACUCCACACCAAUUAUUUUGUGAAAAUUUCACUUUUUUAAGGGGGGGAGGGAGGAACUUGUAAAAAUUUGUAAGAUGUUGUGUUAACAUGCAUGUAAACUGAUUGGUGUGUGUAUAUUUUGGUUUGUGAAAUUUUGUGUUAAAAUGUGUUUUAGGAACAUGAUGCAGGGUGGAUUUUUUUUUUUCUCCUUUUUUUUGAGUAAAUGUAUUGGCAUUGUUAUGUGUGCGUAUGUAAAGAGUGACUAUGCGAGAUUUUUUUUUAUGUGUCAUAUGAUUAUGUGUGUACAUUUCUACUUUCGCCAUAACUCGUAGUGAUUUUUUUUUUGUAUGGAUGUUCAUACCCUACCAAGCAACGCAGUUUGACAACGCAAGUGCCAUCGACAUGUAUGUUAAUAGUUAGUUUUAAUUUGUGUAACCAGGCCUCGUGCAGUAACAGACUACUGAGUCAGCACACUUUCCAAGUUCUGAUUUUAUAGAAGUAGUAAAUGUUUGUGUAAUAUAAUUCAUAACUGGUGUAAUAUUAUAUAAAUAUAAACCUGUAUAAACAGUGGAGUUUAGCUAGGUCCUAAGAGUGAGUCCUUACAGAAAUAUAUAUAUUAAUAUAUAGACAUGAGUUUAAAAUGAAGAGACGUUGAUUGUAUGAUUGGUUGUAAUGAGGACUGUGGUGGUUCAAUAUUUGUUCCAAGUUAUUUUUGUUAUUAAUAGCAUAACUGUUUUUUAGGACUUGUAUUACAAAUGACGUGUGAAGCUGUUGUUCUCUGGGGGUUCACAGUGAGAAAAGAUUUGUUUUUAAACAGUUGAAUAUGUACUUGUUACAUAUUAUACUUGCUUAAUUAAGAUGUUAGAAUUUAGCUAUGAUAUCGUAAUGCAUAGAUAGGCCAAGCUUUCGAAGCUCGUUCUUUAUUUCAGUUGGUGAAUACAAAUUGCGCUGUAGAUCCUGGGGUAUGUUCAAAAUGAUGUGCUGGAUUGCAGGCUAUUAAUUAAUGAUUGGCAGCGAUAACAAGACGUUAAUGUUAAUAAAUGGAGAUUAACUACAGACAAAGCUGAGCAAUCUCUUAACGUUUAGGCACCGAUUUAAGAAAUGGUUAUCACUCUGCCCAAAAAGAAUUUUAUACGUGGUAGAAAAUGUAAUGCUGAAACAAACUGAAAACUUGUUUGCGAGGUGGGAUCUUUUUGACAGAGUUUCGUACAUGUGGUGUUGGAGUUAUAAUGGAAUUCUCUGCAGGACUGUGCCUCACAUAUAGAGGAGUGCUUUAUUCAAUGGUCAUAAUGUACUUACAGAGUAUUGAAUUUUCCAUUUCUUUAAUUUCCUGUGAGACAACUAACUGUAUCCCAGAAUUUACAGGAAAAGAAUUCACUAUUAUGGUUUAUUUCCAUUUCCCCCCCCCCCCUUUUUUUUUCUCUCUUGUCCAAUGUCAAAAAUGGACUCUAUAUCUAUGAUAAUUAAUAUUAUAUUUAGUUUUACAUUGAUAAAGCCGUGUGCUGUUGAAAAACACAAAAAAAAAGUAUAAACAAUAUGGUUUUUUUGACUGUUACUUAAAUUUUUGAGGGGUGCGAUUUAAAAUCACCAGUAAUCUUGUUGUGGACAUGCAUUUCAAAUUACCCUCUUUUUUUAUCUUCUCCUCUAUGUUUUCUCAUGCACAUAAAGAAAAUUCUUAUAACUUUAAAAAUAUUUCAUUGAUAUUCGUGGUCAAAAAAUUGGUAAACACUUAAUAAUAUAAUUCCUGCAGCUUUUGUGUCCUAUACAGAUACUUGUUCUCCAGGUAGUUUCAUUACUUUUAUAUACGAUCUUAAUUCAAGUUUAAAAGUAUGUAUGUAUUUUAAUUCGAAGCAUUUAUUAACUUCCUCUACACCCUUUUAUAUAUAUUUUUUUUUUACUUUCUGCAUUUUGCACUCUUUAACCAUUAAAAAUAUUGGUCUAAAAUCAGUAAGAGUGUAUUUCAAAACAUUUUUCUAGGGCCACACACUCCAAAUUACUUGUGAAAGUAAAAUGCAGUUGCAACCUUGUCUGUUCAUAAGAGGCCCUCCAAUUUUUUUUUUAAAUCUCAUUUGUUUACUUUAUUUAGUUAUUUCGUACUACAUAUGGAAUUUUAUACAUUAAAAAUUAUUUGCAGAGGAGUUUGGGAUAUUGCCACACCUCAUAUUUGUGUAUAAUAGUGAAAAAAUGUCCACAAAUUGUGCCUUAUUCUUGGAAGUUGAAGUUACCCCCUGAUGUAUUUUGGUUUUCAGUCUAAUAAUUAUGAUGAUUAGCAUGUUGACUUUAAUCAUUGCUUGAAUAAGUUACUUUGUUAUCUAUUUUCAAAUAUUAGUUUUGAUUAGCAGAAAUGGUGGUAUUUUUUCUUCUUCUUCCAAUUUUAGCUAGCUUUACGGUUAUAUCUUGUAUAUUGGGUGAGUAGAGUAAUCUAUUAAGGUAACAAAACGGUUUGGUGUCUUAAGUUGCACAAAUUGCUGAGCAUAACUUAUUAUCAUUCAUUAUAUCUUAUGAUUCUUAAUGAAGGACGUGUGUAAUUGCAGAUGAAGGGUUUACAGAAUAGCUAGUAAUUGGAUAACGGUUGCAAGGAAAAUCUGCCUAUAAGAAUAAUAGGUUAAUGUAUGUGUUUGUAAUGUUGGAAUAAUUUAAUUUUUAGGCAUAAUGGUAUGGCAUCAGAAUUUUGCCAACAUCCAUUUUGUAUUAUAAUGUUCUGCUGUCAUAACACAGUUUUUCAUGGUGCAAAAUCUUUAUUUACAGAAUUUUGGGUGUAAUUUGCAUACCAACAAAAUUUUUAGUUUCAAGCGAACCAUUUUCAAAUAUUUAAAGUCCAAACUUUCACACUUACACUGUAUUUUUUUAAUUUCCUUACUUUAAUAAACAUGAAAACUUUCUUCUUCAUACAUAACUCAGUUCAGAAUAGUUUUAACAAGUAACAGUGACUACCUUGGCAAUUUAACUUAAUAGCCUUUGCAUACAUGGUUCAUGGUACUUACGGACUAGGCUGAGGUAAAGUUCCAAUCCAUCAUAUUUACUAUAGCCAAUUUUUCAAACCCAUAAUCUUUUCCUCUGUAUUAAUAAAACACUUGUUCCAUUUUGACUUAUAACUGUACUUAGGUUGCCAUUAUUAUUCUGUUACUGAGGGCAGCUAUAAAAUAUAAUUCAUUUCAACACAACUCUAUAUGUGUCACCCAGAGAACAAAUGCAAAUUAAAUGUGAGCUUCGCUGAAAGUUAAAUUGUGAGGAGUGAAUGAAUAAUGUUUGAAAUAAAAAAAAAUUAUGUGAAA
Messenger RNA from Bacillus rossius redtenbacheri, 8239 nucleotides. RefSeq names its product forkhead box protein O (gene foxo). The transcript is spliced from 5 exons. Gene Ontology annotation, molecular function: DNA-binding transcription factor activity, RNA polymerase II-specific; RNA polymerase II cis-regulatory region sequence-specific DNA binding. Gene Ontology annotation, biological process: regulation of transcription by RNA polymerase II. The record is from RefSeq and is a predicted model, not a curated record. NCBI's taxonomy places the organism in Eukaryota, Metazoa, Arthropoda, Insecta, Phasmatodea, Bacillidae. Bases 552 to 2072 code for a protein of 506 amino acids. Gene Ontology annotation, cellular component: nucleus.